Python bivittatus (Burmese python) is the source of this 3339-nucleotide messenger RNA. RefSeq names its product actin related protein 2 (gene ACTR2). NCBI's taxonomy places the organism in Eukaryota, Metazoa, Chordata, Lepidosauria, Squamata, Pythonidae. The record is from RefSeq and is a predicted model, not a curated record.
UUUUGCUUCCCUUCCGGGCUGCGAGAGCUAGCGAAGGCCUGGUGGAGCUGCGGGCGGGGACGGGGCAUCCGCUGUCAUUCAGUUCAGUCAUUCUCUCGGUCGGCGAGGAAGGAAGAUGGACGCGCUCGGCAGGAAAGUAGUCGUCUGCGACAACGGCACUGGGUUUGUGAAAUGUGGAUAUGCAGGAUCCAAUUUUCCAGAACAUAUCUUCCCUGCAUUGGUUGGAAGACCAAUUAUUCGUUCAACUGCCAAAGUGGGAAACAUUGAAAUCAAGGAUCUUAUGGUUGGUGAUGAAGCAAGUGAGCUGAGAUCAAUGCUGGAAGUUAAUUACCCCAUGGAGAAUGGCAUUGUCCGAAACUGGGAUGAUAUGAAACAUCUUUGGGACUACACCUUUGGACCAGAAAAACUCAACAUCGAUACAAAAAACUGUAAAAUACUUCUGACAGAACCUCCUAUGAAUCCAACAAAGAACAGAGAAAAGAUUGUGGAGGUGAUGUUUGAAACAUACCAGUUUUCUGGUGUUUACGUAGCCAUUCAGGCAGUCCUCACUCUGUAUGCACAAGGUUUACUAACUGGCGUUGUUGUGGAUUCUGGAGAUGGUGUUACUCACAUCUGUCCAGUCUAUGAAGGUUUUUCUCUUCCUCAUCUCACCAGGAGAUUAGAUAUUGCUGGUAGAGAUAUUACCAGAUAUCUCAUUAAACUACUUUUACUACGAGGCUAUGCCUUCAAUCAUUCUGCUGAUUUUGAGACUGUUCGCAUGAUUAAAGAAAAGCUCUGCUAUGUGGGUUACAAUAUUGAACAGGAGCAGAAAUUGGCCUUGGAAACUACCGUGUUAGUUGAGUCCUACACACUCCCAGAUGGCAGAAUUAUUAAAGUUGGAGGUGAACGAUUUGAGGCACCUGAGGCCCUGUUCCAGCCUCACUUAAUCAAUGUGGAAGGAGUUGGUGUUGCUGAACUGCUGUUCAACACUAUCCAAGCUGCUGAUAUUGAUACCAGAUCUGAGUUCUAUAAGCACAUUGUAUUAUCUGGCGGUUCCACAAUGUACCCUGGCCUACCUUCACGCCUAGAACGUGAACUUAAGCAGCUUUAUCUGGAGCGAGUUCUGAAAGGUGAUGUGGAAAAACUUUCAAAAUUUAAGAUUCGAAUUGAGGAUCCACCUCGUCGAAAGCACAUGGUGUUCCUAGGUGGUGCAGUUCUUGCAGACAUCAUGAAGGACAAAGACAACUUCUGGAUGACCAGACAAGAAUAUCAAGAGAAGGGAGUGCGUGUGCUUGAGAAACUUGGGGUGACUGUUCGAUAAACUCAGAGUCUUUUUCCCAUCACUGCUUUGAUGCUGUCAUUCCUUUAUUACCAAUCUUUGAAGUCAUUCAGCUACGUGAAAUGGAAAGGCCUGUCACUGUCCUUAGGCUCAAAGGCUAGGUUUUGUUCCGCUCCUUUUUGUUAGAUAUUUGAUAAUGUGGCUAUAUUUAACUACUUAAUUGGACCACUUCUCUGCAAACAAAACAAGGGCAAGACUGGCCUGUCUACUGCAUUGUUUCCUUCCCAGUAGGCAGUUGGAUAAUUCCAAUAAGCUUUUUUUCCUUUGCUUUAUUGCUGUAACGCUAUCAGCUUUUGUCCAUAAGCUCAUCAUGGAUCAAAUACUUUUGUUAGCAUGAGAGGACUCGAAGAACAGUAGUUCUUGACUAUCAUGUGAUUAUAGUGAUUUAUUUUUGAUUCUUCUGCCUUCAUCCUAUUUGCUGUUUAGUGACAUUAUUUCUUACAUAGGAACUCUGAAAUCAGGUCAAAUUACCAGCAUAUUUUUUUUUAAUAUUAUCCCAGAAUAUUUUUAGAACAUAAGGCUUAAAUACCAUGAUAACUGGCUAUGAACACAUGAAUCAGGCAGUAAAGGUUAAGGAGAAAACUCAAUAUUAUUCUUUCUAAAACGGCCAGUAAUUUGCUUGGUUGUUGCUACAAAUUAUCUAAACUUCUUGCAUUUUUCUCUCAGAAGUGUAUUUUCCUACUUUGACUGGGCGGUAGGAAAUCUUUUUGUCCUCUUGGAUACAUAUAGUUAGGUCCCAUUCCCCACCCCCAAUAUUUCCCCAGUUGUUUUGGUACCAUUUCUUCUUUCCUUGCUAUUGGGUGUAAAGGGUUGUUGUUGUUUUUUUUAAAAUGGGCAACAUUAGAAUGUCAUCUGGGACUGGAUUUCCUGGAUAUUAUCUAUUAUAAGUAAUAUGUUUUAAAAAAAAGUCUGUAAACUUGAAUUAUUGGUACAACAUUACAAAAAAAAUUGAAUUGUAUUAAAUUUUGAACACAGUAAAACAGUGCCAAGUAAUUAUUGCAAAAAAAAAAUUAUAUGACUGUUAAAUGUUAUUUAAAAUCAUCCAAAUAUUUAUAUAUGGAAAUGUCCAUAGGUUGUAAAAAAAUAACCUUGAAUUUGUAGCAGUGAAAAAAACAUCUGGGAAUGUAGGCCUUCUGUUUAUCUGGUAAAUAUUCAGCUUAAUCUUGAUUGGGAAGAAGAGAAAUAAAGCAAGUAUUUGAAAUACUGUGUCAUUACAGGCAAACAUACCACUGAAAAAAGGUAUGGUGACUGUUAUCACCCACUGAAAUUAGAUUUAUCAGAAAACAAGAAAGCUGCUUUUCCCAAAGCCUUUCCUGGUCAAUAUGUGUUCUUUCAACCAUAUAUGCUUAUAAAAUACAAGCCUCUCAAAAAUUUGGCUGGAGUAGCUUCAGGCAGCAUAAACAGCAGAUAGACAAUUGAAGGAAGUUGUCUCACAUGAAAAAUAAUGGCUCCAAAUAUUUAUUUCUGCUAGUACUGUCCUUUUUUAAUGCAGGAGUGAUAAGCUCAACAAACAUACAUGGCCUUAACAUAGUAUUUGUAAAGAUACUUGUUACAAACAAGCAUAAAUCUGCAAAUGUGCUCCACGGUGGGUUGGGAUCCAGGAAACAGCAUAAUAGUGAGUAUUUUGAAAUGGCUCCACUUACUCUGUUUUUCAUUCUUGCUUAACUUAAAGCUUUUACUCUUUUCUCCUUGUUUCUAUUCGUUGGCAACAAGCGUUUGUUAACUGGUCAAUGUAAUUUUUAACAAGAUGGCACUAGAAGAUGGCACAGUCAAAUGGAUAAAGUACAUCUUAAGUACUUUGCCUGAAAUACAUAUGUUCUAAAGUUUUUAAAGAAUCUAGAGGGAGCUCUCUGAAAAUAGAGCAUGCUAUUGAAAUUAAAUAAUAGUCAUUUUAAAAACAAAACACAUACAUUAAAAAAGCAUAAACAGAAAUGUGUAUAAAGGUGUUAAAAAAAAGACAGCCAACUUCAAAAAACAGUAAUUGCAUGACAACCAAAGCAAUUAAACUAUCUUCCUUCUCA